UUGUUUAUUGUAUGAGAAAAUUGAUUAACCAAUCCACCAAGGAAUGGAAAUUUCAAACAACUAUAUUAUUAUUAGACUUGGGAUAACCCUAAUAAGACUUGCCACAUAGUAAUAUUUGAAAUUUUGAUACAAGUAGAAGCUUCUGUCAAGAAAAUUUCAACAUAAACUUCCUCUAUAAAUUUACAUCUCAUUGGACACAAAGUAUACAUUCUCUGCUUCAUAUUCUCCUCUCUCCUCACAAAAAAAAAAAACAAUUUUUUUUUGGCUUAAUCAGAGAAGAUGGCUUUCUCCAAAUAUAGUGUUUAUUUAUCUCUUCUUUUGGUUUUACUGCCAAUGUUAGCUGCAGAAGAGGAUAAUAUUCCUCCUGUUUUUGCUCCCUACUUUGACAAUAUAUGCAAAGAUGUUGAGUGUGGGAAAGGAAGUUGUGAGAAAGCACCAGGAAAGCCAUUCAGCUUCAUUUGUAAAUGUGAAGGAGGUUGGAAGCGUACUCACCAUGAUGAUGACGAUGAUGAAGAUGAUCUUGAAUUCCUCCCUUGCAUUGUCCCCAAGUGUUCUGUUGAUUAUUCUUGCUUGCCAGCACCUCCACCAGCUCCACCAAUUCCACACAACAUGUCUUUCUUUGAUCCUUGCUAUUGGAUUUACUGUGGAGAAGGGACAUGCAACAAGAAUACAACGCAUGGACAAACAUGCCAGUGCAAAUAUGGUUAUUCCAAUCUCCUGGGCAUUGAUUCUUUCCCUUGCUUCAAUGAUUGUGCCAUUGGAGCUGAUUGCCAAAGGAAGGGAAUUCGUCUUUCAAAUUCCACUGCAUCUUCUCCAUCUUCAUCAACACCACCUUCAAUCUUUAAUACGAAUAGUGGAGGUAAUGACAAUAAUGAAGCUACAUCAUUUAUGCUCAAGAAUUCCCACUGGAUGCCUAUCUUUCUGGCCUCUGCAGCUAUGGCCUUGCUCAACUAGGAAGAUUGGACGACAUUUUAUCGUCACUAGCAGGCUUACUGCUUGAUGCUUCAUCUAUACUAGCGCAUUGUAUUUCAUUCAUUUGCUAUGUUCAUAUGUACUAUAUAUAUAAUAAACAUGUGAUGGUGUGUCAUUUCUGUA
Capsicum annuum is the source of this 1095-nucleotide messenger RNA. RefSeq lists its product as uncharacterized. The record is from RefSeq and is a predicted model, not a curated record. NCBI's taxonomy places the organism in Eukaryota, Viridiplantae, Streptophyta, Magnoliopsida, Solanales, Solanaceae. The transcript is spliced from 6 exons. The coding region runs from base 280 to 954 and encodes 224 amino acids.